Messenger RNA from Venturia canescens, 397 nucleotides. RefSeq lists its product as uncharacterized. The record is from RefSeq and is a predicted model, not a curated record. Lineage: Eukaryota; Metazoa; Arthropoda; Insecta; Hymenoptera; Ichneumonidae. The transcript has 2 exons. Bases 2 to 343 code for a protein of 113 amino acids.
GAUGUGGAAUUGGACACUUCGCGUGGAUCAAGAAUUUAUCCCGGCUUACAACUCAAUUCUGAUGGGCACAAGAAAUACAUCUGUGAUCGAUGCCUUCAUUACUACCCAACCAUUGAUAAGCUGCAGUUCCAUGAGGUGGAUUGUGGCGUUAUCAACGAUUGUGCAGUUCGACUACCAGCUGAGAACAACAAAUGGUUGGAGUUUACCAAUGCCAAUCGGAAGGAGCGUCUCCCGUUCGUGGUAUACGCCGACCUCGAAUGUAUCCUGGAGAAGACCAGCGAUGAAGAGAGGGAAAAAAAUAAAAGCCAAUAUCAUCGUGUCUUCAGCGUUGGAUAUUAUGUAAAGUGCUCUUACGAUGAUUCGAUGUCGGGAUAUCACGAGCGCCGAGAUGAGGACU